ACUCCUAUUCUCCACAAAAAAUGUAGAAUAACACACCUAUAAAAAUGGUGUUAACAUAUCCUGCUAGGAUGUUUUUAUCAUGUUAUAUAUCAUCGCAAAAACGGCUCUGUUACCGUACCCUGCUUAUUACAGUAUCGCCAUGCAACAAUACACCCAGUAAUCGGAAUUUUUGCACAGGUUAUUAUCCUAAAGAACAUCGUAAUAUUUCAAGGCAUAGUGGUUGUAUAAAGAAUGAUUCCAAUCGUUGCCAUAUUAGGCAACUACAUACCUCCAGAACUAGAAAGAAUAAGGAUCCGUAUUCGGUACUUGGAGUUAGCAGAAAUGCUACUAAUGAUGAGAUUAAAAGAAAAUUCAGGGAAUUGGCAAAGAAAUAUCACCCAGACUUAAAUCCGUCACCAGAUGCAAAACAGAAGAUGGCUGAAAUAUCGAGCGCAUAUGAGCUUUUGUCUGACCCAAAGAAAAGACAGGUUUAUGAUCAAACUGGUAUGAACGCUGGUGAUGGCGGAUAUGAUCCAACAGCUGGUUUUAGCGGUUUUGGUGACUCUUCAUUUAUGUUCACCGAUUUUGCUGAAAUGUUCUCGAGAAUGGCAGGGGGACAUGGAAAUAACAACCCAUUUACGGGUACCUCUCGUGGUGAUGACAUACAGACUGAAAUUACUAUAUCAUUUAUGGAAGCUGUGAAGGGUUGCUCCAAGAAUAUUAAUAUACCAGCAAGGGUGGCAUGCGGUGACUGCAAAGGGCUAGGGAGACAACCAGGAACUAAUAUCGAGGUGUGCAAAGUUUGUAAUGGAACUGGAGUUCAACGUAUGGAAAGAGGGCCUAUAAUAAUAGGAGUCCCAUGUAGAAGUUGUAGCGGUACAGGACAGGUAAUUGCACAUCCAUGCCGUGCUUGCGGCGGAUCCGGUGAUAGAGCUCAGACUAAAUCGGUUAAUAUAAACAUACCAGCUGGAGUACGACAGGGUAUGCAAAUGAGAGUGCCAAAUCAGGGACACGUUGGCGUAAGGGGUGGGAAGAGUGGACACCUAUUUGUUAACAUCAAUAUACAACCGCACCAAAUUUUCAAGUGGAUUGAUGAUGAUAUACACGUUCACAUACCAAUAUCGCUCAAGCAGUGUCUACUAGGUGGUAACGUUGUAGUACCGACUUUAGAUGGACAUACCGAACUGACUCUCACGCCUAACAGUCAACCGUUCUUCAUUAAAACGUUGAUAAACAAAGGACCACCCAAAAUUGACAGCCGUAACAAUGGAAAUUUGAUCGUACAUCUGGAACUCAAGUUACCCGAUCAACUUACACCAAAACAAAGGGAACUUGUGGAAGAAUUCGACAAAGAAAGUUCUUCAUGCACCAAAGGACAAAAAGGUGUAAACAACCAAUCUAAUGGAACUGACAGUAACCGAUGGUGGAAAUGUGUCGUAGGCUCCAAUAAACACUAAACAUAAAUAUGUAACACAUUUGGCGAGUCAACGACACCAU
Molecule: messenger RNA, 1476 nt
Organism: Babesia bovis T2Bo
Lineage: Eukaryota; Apicomplexa; Aconoidasida; Piroplasmida; Babesiidae
Product: DnaJ C terminal domain family protein
Exons: 5
Coding region: 45-1436 (463 amino acids)
Biological process (GO): response to heat; protein refolding
Cellular component (GO): cytoplasm
Molecular function (GO): ATP binding; heat shock protein binding
Source: RefSeq, a predicted model, not a curated record